Molecule: messenger RNA, 2007 nt
Organism: Annulohypoxylon maeteangense
Lineage: Eukaryota; Fungi; Ascomycota; Sordariomycetes; Xylariales; Hypoxylaceae
Exons: 2
Coding region: 281-1801 (506 amino acids)
Biological process (GO): protein homooligomerization
Source: RefSeq, a predicted model, not a curated record
UGCAAAUCUCCGUACUUUCUUCAAUCUUCAAAGCUUAAAAGUUUAAAUACCCUCAGCCGCUUACAAGUUACAACUCACUUCGUGUUUAAUCAGCAUCGACUCGUUAACUCGUUCAUAAUAUACGAUAUACCAUCCCCGAGAUAUCAGUUACUCUAUCAUGACUUUGACAGUGCGCGCUCGGCUAUUCCCACUAGGAUGAAUCCAGUAGCAGGGGCGCAUUAACAGGCGACCAUGUUAAGUCUCGUGUGCUCGGCCAUAGAUCGCAUCAUCAUCAUCAACAAUGAACAACACGUCUAGAAACUCGAGUGAGACCAGCAAGGGUCGCGACGCCUUCCAUCUUCCACCAUCGGAUCCCGAAUUAAUUUCUAAAAUCCCAAGGAUAUUGCCGCAUGAACGCGUCUUUCCCAUUCAAAUUGGGACCGAACUCUUUAAACUUUCCGGCGCUUCUCUCUCAUCCGACGCCCCAUCAUAUUUUUCACAAUACUUUCAGUGCCAAAUUAAAAAGGCCGAAGAAAGUGGUGAAGAUAUAUCAACAGCUAUACGGACCCUUUACAUAGAUCGGGAUCCAAUUACCUUUAGGGAUAUUUCCCUUCAUUUACAAGGCUAUCAUGUCUCCCCACGCGAUGGGACGCACUUUGUGCGCCUUUUCGCCGAUGCCCAGUUCUAUACUUUGCCCAAGCUGAUGUCGCAGCUCUAUGAAGAGUCUAUCUUCAUUUCUAUUGGCCAUCGCGAGUUUCAAAUCCCACGCGACAUAUUCACCGGACCCGGAAAUUCACCUAAUUUCUUUUCUUUGGGUUUCGGCGUUUUCUUCUCUUCUCGCGAUGAGAUUUUCCCCGGACUCGAUCGGGAAAACUUAAUUAGGCCGCCUUCUAUUAUGCCACCGUCUGUCCCAAAUCGGUCUGCUGAUACCUUUUAUGAGCUAUUACACCUUCUGCGAGGAUACCCGGUGCAUAUCCGCGACGAGGAACACCGCGCUUCCCUUCUCCGCGACUGCCGGUAUUUCAAUUUUAAGGGAGUAGAACAGAAGUUGAUUCCGCAUCAUAUAAAUUAUAAUCUAUCUCGGCGACGAUAUGAAAUUACUCUAAGAUUAGAAGAUAUCCUUAAAUCUGGUAUUUCAAUUGCCACCGAUGUUACGACCCCAGGUAAUGGCGCAGAACCUGUCUCUGGGUGGAUUAACUACAUGCGGCCAUAUGAGGACGACAAACACCAUGAGCUUAUCUUAGAAAUCGGAGGUGAGAAUACGAAGAUGCAUCUAAACGUCAUGCGAGCAGAAUUCUUCGGUCAGGUCAAGGUCCGCGUUGCGAGAUUGUUCGAGGUGAUAGCCACGAAGCUUAAUCUUCCACCGACGACUCAACCUUUAGGACUUUUGAUGGCGUCGGGCGGAGCUAGCAGCCAGCCAGCGACACCGGGGAAUACCCCGUUGAGCGAAGAUCUUGUUCGAGUAAUAAUCGAGCCCGAGACACAUAUUAUCCUCGACGGAAAAACAUACACCAACUAUACAGAAAUCGAAGACGUGGCGGUAGCAAUGUCGGCAUCGUCAUCGAUGGGACAUGGCGGAGAACAGGACUCUCCCAUCUCUAGCAUAGGCGGGUUCUACGCACCGUCGAGGAAGAGGAGACGAAUAGAUCUAUCAGGUCAUACAGCAGACGAGUGGAUAGUCAAGACAGGGCAGUGGAGGCUCCGGAUACAAGGCUCGAGGAACGGGAAGAGCGCGAUCGAAUGUGUGCUCGUGGCCGUUAAGCUGGACGCGUAUAGCACCGAGCAAGCGAGGAAUGCUCAGCGAGGGUUUUUAAAAGGUUGAUCGUAUAACGGCUCGACAGCCCGGAGGAUCGUGAUGGAUAUAUCAUUGAAACGUUUUUUGUCUGCUGGAUUUAUACCGUGCUUGGCGCUUGCGGUUUGUGGUUUAUAUAGGUACUUGUACGAUCAAAAUAAAACUGUUAAUUCCAUGCCUAUGGUGAUGCUGGUGUAUGCGGGUUUGGGGAGUUUGUCGCUAGGCUACUUGGUGAG